AUGGCACCCAGUCAGUCAAGGAUACUCUCACUUGAACAGAUUCGCGAGACGACCCUUGCGAAGCUCGGUCGUUUUCCCUGUCGGUGGCAAGCGCACGCGACACAAGUCAUCCUCGAACGCAAGAAGGACCUCAUCACUAUUGCACCUACAGGUUCAGGGAAAACACUGACCUUUUGGAUGCCACUUCUCUUCCGUGCCGAUGGUAUUCAAAUCGUCGUGACACCGCUCAAUAUUCUCGGCACUCAGAAUGAGCAAGAAUUGGCAAAAUUCGGGGUGCGUGCGAUUGCUGUCAGGGCAGAGACAGCAACACCGAAGGUUUUUCGUGAGAUCCGCGAGGGCAAGUACCGCGCAAUCGUCGUCAACCCGGAGGAGUUGAUGAAGGUAGGCGGGGGAUUCGAGGACCUGUGGAACGACGAAGGGUUCACCUCGCGAAUCAUGAGCAUCGUCUUCGAUGAGGCACACUGCAUAAGUACCUGGAAGUCAUUUCGACAAGACUACAAGAACAUCGACCGACUGCGUUACCUUUUGCCGCAUGUCCCGUUUGUCCUUGCCACAGCAACUCUGCCAGGCGAGAUGCAGCACGAGAUCAUGAAGACGCUGCAGAUUCGCGCCGACCGCUGUACCGUGAUACGGCGCUCGAACCACACCAAGCAGCUCUUUCUCACGCAUAGUCAUCCUAUGGCCGACGCGCAGUCUCGUGGAACACCAUCGCGCACACUCUCAAUUCCAGCACUCGACCACUGGAGCCACACCCGCCUCCUCCGCCAGCAACGAGCCCGCCGGCAUGUCGAAGGCUGCGACGAAGCCGUCGUCGAGCACAGCAAAGAAGGGCAGUCAACCCACCACGACAUCGACCGCGGGCAGGCCGUCCAGCUCGUCGAAGAGCGCGAAGACACAGGACUCGUCACAGGCGGCGAAGAAUCCACCCAGUCCAUCGAGGAAGACUCGUGGUGCAGGAGCGUCGACUUCGAUGUCGAGGAGGAAGCACCGACGGCGCGACUCUGA
This is a messenger RNA of Fomitopsis serialis, 1005 nucleotides long. RefSeq names its product P-loop containing nucleoside triphosphate hydrolase protein. Gene Ontology annotation, cellular component: cytoplasm; chromosome. Gene Ontology annotation, biological process: double-strand break repair via homologous recombination. Gene Ontology annotation, molecular function: 3'-5' DNA helicase activity; nucleic acid binding; ATP binding. The transcript has 3 exons. The record is from RefSeq and is a predicted model, not a curated record. NCBI's taxonomy places the organism in Eukaryota, Fungi, Basidiomycota, Agaricomycetes, Polyporales, Fomitopsidaceae. The coding region runs from base 1 to 1005 and encodes 334 amino acids.